AUGCUAGGAACUCCCAUUCUAAGGAGGAAUGGUUACGUCCUUAAGAAAAAUUUAAAAUGUUUUUCAAGGUCAUCAACUUGUAGAAAUUUAAUUUACAGAAACUCCUCUUUACAAUUACUGAAAAAUAAAAGGUUUUACUCUACUGAGCAACAACGUGGAGUUGAUAACAAUGACGGAUCAUCAACUUCUUCCUCAUGGUUGAGUUAUUUCUUCACUACAACUAUAUCUGCCACCGCAGGUUACCUCCUAGCAACAACAUUCAUGAUUGACAAUGAGAAGAAAUUAAACAAAUUAGAGAAAUCAAUAAUUAAAAACGUUGAAGUGACAGCCAAAUCUACAUUGCCCCUAACCGAUCUAGAAUCGCCCAACUAUACACACGAUGAAGCUACCGAAGAAAUGAUAAUGUCCAAACUAAAAGAAAUCUUAGGUAACAAUCCAGAAAAUUACUCCAUCCACCCCUCGGAAUUGAAUGCCCAUUCAGACACUCAAUUCAACACACAUCAUCCAAACCCAAACAUUCGUCCUAAGAUCAUAUUAUUCCCUCAUUCCACAGAAGAAAUCUCUCAAAUUUUAGCCUUUUGUAACGAAUAUAAAGUCCCCAUCAUACCAUUCUCAGGUGGGACAUCUUUAGAAGGUCAUUUCCUCCCCACUCGUGCCAAUUGUCUCGUCACUAUCGACAUAUCCAAAUAUAUGAACAACAUAAUCAAAUUGAAUCAAAAAGAUCUAGACAUCACAGUACAAGGUGGUGUAGGAUGGGAAGAUUUGAAUGAUUAUUUGGCAGACUAUGGUCUCAUGUUUGGUUGUGAUCCUGGUCCUGGUGCUACAAUCUCUGGUGCUGUCGCUAACUCAUGCUCAGGAACAAAUGCUCAAAGAUAUGGGACUAUGAAAGAAAAUGUUAUAAACAUGACUGUUGUAUUACCAGAUGGAACUAUAGUGAAGACUAAAGGUAGACCAAGGAAAUCAAGUGCUGGGUAUAAUUUGAAUGGAUUGUUUACUGGUAGUGAAGGUACAUUAGGGAUCAUUACUGAAGUUACUAUUAAAUGUCAUGUUAUAUCGAAAUUUGAGACUGUUGCGGUAGUUUCAUUCCCAAGUAUUCAAGAUGCUGCAUCUUGUGCUUCUAAUGUUAUACAACAAGGUAUUCAAUUGAAUGCAUUGGAAUUAUUGGAUGAUAAUAUGAUGAAAUUGAUUAAUAAAUCUGGUGCUACCACUAGAAGUGAUUGGAUUGAAAAACCAACAAUGUUUUUCAAAAUAGGUGGUAUUACUCAAAAUAUUGUUAAUGAACUAGUUAAUGAAUUGGAAAAGAUUGCUCAUGAGAAUAAAUGUGAAAAUUUCCAAUUUGCUAAAUCAGAUGAAGAAAAAGUGGAAUUAUGGGAAGCUAGGAAAGUUGCCCUUUGGUCUGUCUUGGACGCGGGUAGAACCACUGAUUUACAUGCAAGAGUUUGGACUACAGAUGUUGCAGUACCAUUUUCUAAAUUCCCAGAAGUUAUUGAAAAGACUAAAGAAGAAUUAGAUGAGUCAGGAUUGAUUAAUGCAAUUGCGGGACAUUCUGGUGACGGUAAUUUCCAUUCAUUUAUCAUCUAUAGAAAUGAUGAAGAGCGUGCAAAAUGUACAAAAAUAGUCUCUAAUAUGGUUAAAAGAGCCAUUGAAGCAGAGGGAACAUGUACAGGUGAACAUGGUGUAGGUAUCGGUAAGAGAGACUUUGUAUUACAAGAAUUGGGUACGGAACCGGUUGAUUUAAUGAGAAAGAUUAAAUUAACCAUUGAUCCUAAUAGAAUAAUGAACCCAGAUAAAGUUUUCAAGACCGAUCCCAAUGAGCCAGAAGAUGAUUAUAUAUAA
Naumovozyma dairenensis CBS 421 is the source of this 1836-nucleotide messenger RNA. RefSeq names its product D-lactate dehydrogenase (gene DLD1). The record is from RefSeq and is a predicted model, not a curated record. Gene Ontology annotation, cellular component: mitochondrion. Gene Ontology annotation, biological process: lactate catabolic process. NCBI's taxonomy places the organism in Eukaryota, Fungi, Ascomycota, Saccharomycetes, Saccharomycetales, Saccharomycetaceae. Gene Ontology annotation, molecular function: D-lactate dehydrogenase (NAD+) activity; D-lactate dehydrogenase (cytochrome) activity; FAD binding. The transcript has a single exon. The coding region runs from base 1 to 1836 and encodes 611 amino acids.